UUACACAUAACUUUCAUAACAAACAACAUGCGCCCCCGCCGUAUAGUACACAUCGCGAGAGCAAACUAACUGCUUCGGCUGGGCAAACGUUGGAGUUUGUUCUCGCUCUUAAAUCAAGCUUAGGCCUAAAGAAGUAAAGAAAUGUCUGCUGAGGUGGCUACAGGUAGCAAUGCCUCUUCUGAGGGUUAUACCAUUGUCAAAGAGGGUACUUCUGAAAUAAUAUUUCCAAAUUCAAAUGAGGUGUUUUACAACCCAGUGCAGGAAUUCAACCGGGAUAUAAGUUCUGCAGUGAUAAGCCUAUUUGCGAAACAGGUUCUGAAGAAGAAGGGAAUUGAAGUUUGUUUGACACGGAAGGAACAGAACAGGAAUACAACAUCGAAUUUGGAGGGAGAGGAACUGAGUCAAGUUUAUCCAGGAGAAAAAUGUGAGGAGGGCAUCACUAUUCUUGAAGGCCUUUCUGCUAGUGGUCUUCGAUCAAUCCGAUAUGCUAAAGAGAUUGCCGGAGUCAAGAGAAUCGUCGCCAAUGAUUUUUCAAGGGCAGCUGUAGAGAGUAUCGAAAGGAACAUAAAACAUAACAAAAUUGGAGAUAUAGUUGAGGCAAGCCUGUCAGAUGCAGCGCUGCUUAUGUAUAGUUGUCGUUCAAAGCCCGAAUACGAUGUAGUGGAUCUUGAUCCAUACGGCAGUCCAGCUAUGUUCCUGGAUGCUGGGGUGCAAGCUGUGAAAGAUGGUGGUCUCCUGUGCGUGACUUGUACGGAUCUUGCAGUGUUGUCUGGUAAUCAUGGCGAGACAUGCUUCUCAAAGUAUGGCGCGAUGUCUCUGCAUGCAAAAUUUGGACCGGAGAUGGCUUUGCGUAUUGUGUUACAAGCCAUUGAAACCAGUGCUAAUCGUUAUCACCGUCAUAUUGUCCCACUGCUUAGCGUACAAGUAGACUUCUACUUACGAGUAUUCUUGCGUGUAUAUACUAGUCAAGCCACCGCCAAACGCUCAGCAAGUAAGAGAGCACUUGUGUACCACUGCACUGGAUGUGACAGUUUUCAUCUGCAAGGCCUUGGAAAGGCUAUAUCAAGAGAAAAAAAGGAACCUCGCUUUACCCCAGCCACAGGGCCACCAUGUGGUCAAACAUGCGCAGAUUGCGGUAGCAACUUUCAGGUUGGUGGUCCUAUGUGGAGGGAUCCCAUUCAUGAUGUGGACUUCGUCCAGGAACUACUAGGCACCUUGGAGAUGGUGCCAACUGAGAAGUACAAGAGAUUUAAAAAGAUGAAAGGAACAUUGACUGUAAUUACAGAGGAACUACAAGACUGCCCUCUAUAUUACACACUGAGUCGGUUAUGCAACAUCAUUCACUGCACAUGUCCAUCAAAUGUGAAGUUUCGCUCAGCUCUCUUAAGUGCUGGUCACCGUGUGUCAAUAACUCAUACAUCUGCCGAAGCUAUAAAAACCGAUGCUCCAAGUUCCGUCAUCUGGGAUAUUAUGAGGUCAUGGGAAAAACUGAAUCCAGUAAAACGUACUAGGUUGUCAGAGGAUAGUGUUGCAUACAAAUUACUGCAGAAAGAACCAGUUAUUGCAGCAUCGUUUGAGCCUAGACAAGAUGCAAACCCUAGAUCACGUCAACAAAAGAUGAGCCGCUUCCCACUCAAUCCGGAACCAAAUUGGGGACCAAAAUCAAGAGCAAAGAAACGGAAGCAAAAGGAUGAGCCUAGACAGGAAAGUCAGUCAGAUAAUACUGAUGAAGAACAAGAUAAAAAACGCAUAAAGCAAGAUGAAAUUAUUGAAAGCCCAAAGGAAGCGAAAGCUGAAGAAGACAUAAAUGGAGGAACGUGAUGCAAGCAGGCUCAAUGGAAGGGGAAGCUAAAAAAAAAAAAAAUAUAUGAACUGGGGAACAUAAUGUAAACAUACCCAGUGGAAGGAGAUGGACAAACAAUAUAAAAAGGGGGGAACAUGAUGCAAGGAAGCCCAAAGAAAGGGGGAGCUGAAGAAAACCUGAAGGGGGGAAAGGAUGCAAACAAGUUUUAUGAAUGCAGAUUCAACUGAUACCAAUUUUACCUCAGCAUGUUUUUAAAACGCCUCAGGAAUUAGUGGUUUUCUGUUACUUAAUCCUUAAACAGCAAAGCAAUAAACAAUAUAACACAUAAUCAAUGUAAAAGCUUAUGUGCGCUUCACAUUUAUAAUAUUAACUUAAAUUAUUGAAAAGAGUCAGUUAACCUAUUGCUUCACUAAAAGGCAAUCCAUUUUUACAAACCAGAAUAGGCCUAAUAAAAAAUGUUGAGUUUUAACUUAAAUUUUAAUAAGUCCGAAUUUUUAUCUCACUGGGCAAUCAAAGCUAGAUUAAAAUAAAUAGGGCCUACGUGAGUAAUUUAUGUCCUUCCCGCAAAUGCGAUCUUUUGGAGUAAGAAAGUUAAGUGCAGGCUAUGCUUUGCAGUACAAAAGUUAAAAUGCAGGCUUAUUUUUGCCACAUUUGGAAAACAAUAGUGGAGUGAAAUUUAAUAGAGCAUUUUAGAAGGUCAUACAAGUUACAAGAGCAUGUCUAAAAUGACUUUAUUAAACAAGUACAGGCCCAUAUCCGUGGGGUGGGGGGGGUUUAUGGUUCAUGAGACCCCCCUUUUCUAGCAAAUCUUUUUUUCCCCUCCCCUCUUUUCUGGGGACCCCCCUCUUCAAAUUUCCCAAAUAAGUCCUCCAACCCAACUAGUGCACUGCAAACCCACCCAGACAAAGACCUUUUCAAACAUAAUACUCCUCUUCAUAAUUUCACCAUUUCAACUGCUUUUAACGCUGGGAUCGUACUUGUUCCCCAGCACCACGGCAGGUUAAAACUUGUGAUGGAUGAUUGUUUAGGCAAUAGGCUAGCUUGUUCAGUAAAUGAAAAAUAAAACUUACCGUCAGAAUUUAUUACAAGAAA
Anneissia japonica is the source of this 2896-nucleotide messenger RNA. Its product is annotated as tRNA (guanine(26)-N(2))-dimethyltransferase-like. Gene Ontology annotation, cellular component: nucleus. Gene Ontology annotation, molecular function: RNA binding. The transcript is spliced from 14 exons. Lineage: Eukaryota; Metazoa; Echinodermata; Crinoidea; Comatulida; Comatulidae. The record is from RefSeq and is a predicted model, not a curated record. The coding region runs from base 142 to 1821 and encodes 559 amino acids. Gene Ontology annotation, biological process: tRNA N2-guanine methylation.